Kuraishia capsulata CBS 1993 is the source of this 2727-nucleotide messenger RNA. RefSeq lists its product as uncharacterized. The record is from RefSeq and is a predicted model, not a curated record. The coding region runs from base 1 to 2727 and encodes 908 amino acids. NCBI's taxonomy places the organism in Eukaryota, Fungi, Ascomycota, Pichiomycetes, Pichiales, Pichiaceae. The transcript has a single exon.
AUGGAAAGAUUGACUUCGAAGCGACAAAUGGGAAGGUCUGUGCUGUCACUAAGACUGCUUGGCCAGGGCUCUGGGGCAAGUACAGCCGAGCCAAAACCCGAGACAGUUGCAUCUCCGCCAGAUGAAACAGGAGCAUCACCAUCUGCCUCUCAAGACAGGAUCAUCGCACUCAAAAGUCUAAACAGAUAUCUUAGCAAAUAUACUUCAAAGCGGGGAAUAGAGCGUUCAAAUGUGCUACGAAUUCAUUUUAUUCCGGUUCUUCUACAACUACAAAGUUUCCCAGUGAAUUCACGAUAUUGGGGAAUGGUGUGUUCGACCUUGACUAGAUGGUGGGUUGAGAUCCUCACUGCGCUCAAAACAGAUCUCAAAAUGCCUUCUAGCGAUCGGUCUGUGCACCUGGAGUGUCUGUCUAAGAUCAUUUCUCGCAGAGAAUGGUCUCUAGCCCAAGACUUUGCCAAGGUAUACAGAGACCUCCUCACACAAACACUAGAGUAUGCCAUCAAAAGACUUGAUUCCAAAAAGAUCAGUCUUUCUGCGAGUGCUUUCGUUGGAAAAGUGUUUGCAUAUGCCUUUUUCAAUCUUCCAGGAGCGGCUGGUGCUAUGUUGUUUCUUUUGGGAGUGAAAAUAGAUGCUUUGGACACUGUCAAAGACACGCUGCUGCAGCAAGCGCAAGCGCAAUCUCCUCUCGAUCUGCUGAACAGCCAGAAUAGACCUCCCAAAGUGGAAGAUGAGCAGAUAGAUCUCGAUAGACUGCAGACUCUGUUCAAAGCUGCUUUUCCCGAGCAUGUUUCUGGUCUCAUAGGCUCAAAAUCUAGAUUUGAAUCUUCCAAAAACUUGCUAAGGGUUGAAAAGAAGUUUUUGAAUGCAGUGCCUCCACCCAGUGAUCCGGUGAAGGGUAUCAAUGAUCCCAAGGGACUUUGGGUUCAACGGUGGAGCUGUCUCGAUAACAAUGACGUUUUCUUCUCCUUUCUCAGGCAUUACCUCAACCUUUGCGGUUGGUAUUUGAGAUCCACUGCCACCCAUAGUCUCCGGAACGCAGCGCUUUGCUGUCCGGGAUUUACAAUCAUUUUGGCACAUUUGCACUCUUACACCGAGAUCCAGGUCCAGCGGCGUGGUUCAGCUCCCGCAAAGCGCGACGGAUUCACAGAUCUGAAGAUCCCUGUUCCAUUCCUCAAAUUUUUGAGGGCACUGAGGGAUCUUUGCUUUAACUCAGUUGACGACUACGAAUCCGCAAUUGUGCCAAUGGUGUGCAAAAGUGUUGAUCUCAUUCUCGGUAGAAUAGCUUCCAAAAUUUCGGUCUUCGAUACCGAAAAGUGCUGCAUGGUGUUAGAUUUGCAAUUCGAGUUUACAACAUUCGUUUACCAAACAAAUGAUUCCUUCUACACGCAGUUCAUUGACUGGCGGUUUUGGCUCAAAGUUCUUGACAGAAUGACCUCUUGCGAUAACCUGACGCUCGAGCUGAAAGGUCUGUCUUACCUCUUCAACUCCUGGGACAUGAUAGCGGAUCAGCAGGAGUUUGUCAACUGGACAAUGUCCAAUUGGUUCAAGUACUUUUGUCAUUGGCAGCCUCUUGUUAGGACAUAUUACCACAGGCUUGUUUGUUGGAGACUGAUGACUAACGGCAACAACACUCAGAACAUUGUCUCGAAUCGACUCAAAAGCUCACGGAAGAAGCUGGUAAAUCACAUUUUACAGUUUGACGGCACGGGCCUGUCUUCUCCACACGUGAAACUUCCCAGUUUUGAGCCCAGCUCUCCGAUCAUCAACCGCAAGAUGGUAAUUUCCCCGAUCGCCGGAAAUUGGGAGCAAUUUCAGCAACAACUGUUAGUCGGGUCUUUUGAUGAGAACAAGCCGUACACUUCAGACCUUGUAUCUUUUAGCAGAAGUUUCACGACGACGCAUCCAUACGAGAUCUUUGACGAAUCGACAUACACCACGGGCACUUCUACGCCUCAGAGAACACCCUCAUCGACUACGUUGACGUCUAUGUCGAGUUCAACACAGUCCAAUGUGAGUCUUUACAGCUCGGUGUUCAAGUUCUUCAAGAAGGGCAUGAACCACGAUGCUAGUGAUCUUGGUGAUGCUGUGAAGGCCAAAGGCAAAAGCAAUGCCAAGUCGAAGGAUGAAAAGGAAGAUACCCAUUUUGCAAAAGCAUUUAGCUCACUUUCCCUUUCGUCAAGAUCCUCAUCGCCAUCGGUCAUGAGCACCAGAACUGCAAAUUCACCUCCUUCAUCGUACUCCUCCUUUGAGGAGCUCUUCAUAGACGAGGAGUACCCAGCCGUGGAGUCUGCGCUGGGCGAAGACUACAUCGUCAGUCCCGACUUCAAGUUUGGAGAAAGGACCCCGGAUGUGUAUCGUCAGCAGUACAAAUUCGAGCUUGUAAUUGAUGACCUCUCAAUGGGCAGACAGAUUGACCUCGUCAACAGAUUGAACGGAAACCUGAGACUGUCGGGCGUUGCCCCAACAUCCAUCCCUCUAGACCAAGUGCCGGCCCCAAGGCUGCCCAAGUCACCUUUCAGUGAGAGUCAAGAUGCCUUUUUCGAGCUGGGAUUCACUCCUUUCAAGCCCAAGAUGAAACACGCCUUGGAUCUAAACCGGAUGAAUAACUUGGGAAGGUCUUUCGCAGAAUGGAAUUUGUGUGUUGAGCAGUUUGAGAUGUUCAUGAACAGCCAUUACGACUUUCCAUUAUUAGACGUUGAAUCUCCUAAUAAGUUGAAUGGAUAUUGA